Camelina sativa (false flax) is the source of this 1158-nucleotide messenger RNA. Its product is annotated as ethylene-responsive transcription factor 4. Gene Ontology annotation, molecular function: DNA binding; DNA-binding transcription factor activity. NCBI's taxonomy places the organism in Eukaryota, Viridiplantae, Streptophyta, Magnoliopsida, Brassicales, Brassicaceae. Gene Ontology annotation, biological process: regulation of DNA-templated transcription. The record is from RefSeq and is a predicted model, not a curated record.
AAAGGAGCGUCGCUUUUACUCUCUCUCUCUCUCCCAUCCUCACCUCUCAUCUUAUAUAUAAACAACCUCUCUCCCCCUUCCUCCUUCUUCCUUCAAUUAUCACACCCACUCUCAAUCUCUUAUCUACCGAUAUGGCCAAGAUGGGCUUGAAAUCCGACCCUGCUACUACUACUAACCAGACCCAUAUUAAUAAUGCCAAGGAGAUUCGUUACAGAGGCGUUAGGAAGCGCCCUUGGGGCCGUUACGCCGCCGAGAUCCGUGAUCCCGGCAAGAAAACCCGCGUCUGGCUUGGUACUUUCGAUACCGCCGAGGAAGCGGCGCGUGCUUACGAUUCCGCGGCGCGUGAUUUUCGUGGAGCUAAGGCUAAGACCAAUUUCCCCACUUUCCUCGAGCUCAGUGAUCAGAAGGUGCCUGCCGGUUUCGCUCGCAGUCCUAGCCAGAGCAGCACGCUCGACUGCGCUUCUCCUCCCACGGCGGUUGUACCGUCUACCACUGCUGGAAAUGUUCCGCCGCAGCUCGAGCUUAGCCUAGGCGGCGGCGGCGGCGCGUGUUAUCAGAUCCCGAUGGCGCGUCCUGUUUACUUUUUGGACCUGAUGGGAAUCGGAAACGGAGGUCGUGGUCAGUCUACUCCGGUGUUUAGGCCGUCGGCGGUGCAUGCUGCGACUAAGGUUGCCUGUGGAGGAGCCCAAAGCGACUCUGACUCGUCCUCGGUCGUCGAUUUCGAAGGAGGGUUGGAGAAGAGGUCACAGCCGUUAGAUCUAGAUCUAAACUUGCCUCCUCCGUCAGAACAAGCCUGAGCGUUUUAGCGGUGUCGUUUCAAUUCGAAGCGCAUGCGUUAUCUUUUUUUUUUUUUGAGCUGAGAGAAAUCGUUUUCUCCUAGUUUUUUUUCUCUCUCAGAUGAAAUUAUUAAUCAGUUUUUAGAAAGGAAGAAAAAAAAAAUAUAUCUGAGAGAGAGAGAAGAAUUGUAAUUUUAGCUGACAUGGUUCGUUAUGUACAUAUUAUUACAUAACCGGGGGAGAUCUGAACUUUUGUUGUGUGUUUUUAAUUUUUUUUGCGACUUGGUUUCAACCCAUGUUGUUCCUCCUAUGUUUUUUUUUUUUAAUUUUUGUUCUUCUUCCAAAUUUUCAAUCAAUAAUUUGGUAAUCUUCAGAAUGGUGU